Psammomys obesus (fat sand rat) is the source of this 1064-nucleotide messenger RNA. RefSeq names its product lysyl oxidase homolog 2-like. Lineage: Eukaryota; Metazoa; Chordata; Mammalia; Rodentia; Muridae. Gene Ontology annotation, cellular component: membrane. Bases 3 to 1064 code for a protein of 353 amino acids. Gene Ontology annotation, biological process: peptidyl-lysine oxidation. The transcript has 5 exons. Gene Ontology annotation, molecular function: protein-lysine 6-oxidase activity. The record is from RefSeq and is a predicted model, not a curated record.
GGAUGGAGGAAGCUUUUGGCUCCCGCCUCUAUGUCUGUUUGGCUAUGCUUGUCUUCCUGCCCUCCCUGAGCCUAGCACAGUAUGAGAGCUGGCCCUACCAGCUCCAGUACCCUGAGUACUUCCAGCAGCCGGCUCCCGAGCACCAUCAGCACCAGGUGCCCUCUGAUGUGGUCAAGAUCCAGGUGCGCCUGGCGGGCCAGAAGAGGAAGCAUAAUGAAGGUCGAGUGGAGGUCUAUUAUGAGGGCCAGUGGGGCACCGUGUGCGAUGAUGACUUCUCCAUCCAUGCCGCCCACGUGGUCUGCCGGGAAGUGGGCUAUGUGGAAGCCAAGUCCUGGACUGCCAGCUCCUCCUACGGCCCAGGGGAAGGGCCCAUCUGGUUGGACAAUACCCACUGCACUGGGAAAGAGGCAACCCUGGCAGCCUGCUCCUCCAAUGGCUGGGGCGUCAGCGACUGCAAGCACACAGAAGAUGUCGGUGUGGUGUGCAGCGAGAAAAGGAUUCCUGGGUUCAAAUUUGACAACUCAUUGAUCAACCAAAUAGAGAGCCUAAACAUACAGGUGGAAGACAUCCGGAUUCGGCCCAUCCUUUCUGCCUUCCGCCAUCGCAAGCCUGUGACAGAGGGCUAUGUGGAGGUGAAGGAGGGCAGGGCCUGGAAGCAGAUCUGUAACAAGCACUGGACGGCCAAGAAUUCCCACGUGGUCUGUGGCAUGUUUGGCUUUCCUGCCGAGAAGAACUACAACCCCAAGGCCUACAAAACCUUUGCCUCAAGGAGGAAGCUGCGCUAUUGGCAGUUUUCCAUGAACUGCACGGGCACCGAAGCUCACAUCUCCAGCUGCAAGCUGGGCCCUUCAGUGUCCCGGGACCCUGUGAAGAAUGCCACCUGUGAGAAUGGACAGCCAGCUGUGGUCAGUUGUGUACCUAGCCAGAUCUUCAGCCCUGAUGGACCCUCAAGGUUCCGAAAAGCCUACAAGCCAGAGUCAAAAUCAGAGCCUCCUCUGCGGCUCUUCACAGAAGGAGGGCAUCCGUUGGUGAUCGGCACAGACUCCUUGCACUCCGUCCGUUGA